Mizuhopecten yessoensis (Yesso scallop) is the source of this 1406-nucleotide messenger RNA. RefSeq names its product low affinity immunoglobulin epsilon Fc receptor-like. The transcript is spliced from 4 exons. Lineage: Eukaryota; Metazoa; Mollusca; Bivalvia; Pectinida; Pectinidae. The record is from RefSeq and is a predicted model, not a curated record. The coding region runs from base 53 to 871 and encodes 272 amino acids.
AGCACACAUCUUACUUUAAGGAGAAAGCAGCAGAGAGAACGGAGCAGAAACGAUGAAGCCAUACUGGAUGUUGACGGGGUUGGUCUUACAGUACAUUGUUGCUGUGACAGGAGAAAACAAGUUCGAUCCGAAUAAUGAAAUUGGUUUGACCGACAGAAUUCUGUUUCUGUUAAAUGGAACGUUUUAUGAUCUUAAAGACAAUGUUUGUGCUUUGCAGAGUAAAGUUGAUGUGCUAGAGUCCACAGUAAAUCGUUCCGACUCGCUGUCCCGUAAAUUCUCUAACGAAACGGUAAUCACAGAAAUCAGACAAAUGGUUACUAGAGAACUUCACGCGUUUAGAAAGAUACAAGAUGGAUUUGAAAAUGCAAUACGCCUUCUUCAGAAAGAGCAGGCAGACAUAAGGAUAUUGGUCAGCAGCACGUGCAGACAAGGACAUGAUAACAGUACCAAAGACAAGGAGCUUGAGGUCUGUGAGGACGGAUGGCUAACAACAUCUACAAAAUGUUAUUAUGUUUCAUUAGACAGUGAAAAAACAAACUGGGAAUCAGCAGUUACUCAUUGCGUUGGCAUUGACAGCAGGUUGGUAGAACUAAGGAAUGCCGAGGAAGCCAGUAAUUUGUUACAGCUAAUGCCAGAACGAGUCGCACUCCGUGAUUACGUCUAUACGGGGGAGAUGAGAACGGAUGAUGGAGUUUGGGCGUAUCUGAGCGAUUCGGAGCCGGUUGACGACACAGCUAGAACUUGGGCUCCAGACGAGCCCGGGGGAUCACCCCAGGAUUGCGGGUGUGUCAGUAAGGAAGAUGCCUUUAAGUUAACGGACUGCCAUUGUACAAACUUUGAACUACAUUUUAUUUGCGAAAAAUCCCGAUAGUAAAUCAGUACCUAUCGAUAUACUCUACUAUUGGUGAACUGUACAACUGGUGGACUGUACUAUUGGUGGACUGUACUAUUGGUGGACUUUACUUUUGGUGGACUGUACUAGUGGUGGACUUUACUAUUGGUCGACUCUACUAUCGGUCGACUUUACUAUUGGUCGACUGUACUAUCGGUAGACUUUACUAUUAAUCGACUUUACUCGAUAAUUGGUGGACCAUACUAUUUGUGGACUGCACUUUUGGUUAAAUCAACUAUUGUUGUAAAUUAAUAUUGGUGGACUCUAAUAUUGGUGGACAAUAGUAUAAGUGGACUCUACUAUUGGGCGACUCUACUAUUGGGCGACUCUACUAUUGGGCGACUCUACUAUUGGGCGACUCUACUAUUGGGCAACUCUACUAUUGGGCGACUCUACUAUUGUAGAACUCUACUUUUGGGCGACUCUACUAUUGGGCGACUCUACUAUUGGGCGUAUUGGGCGACUCUACUAUUGGGCGACUCUACUAUUGUAGGACUCUACUAUUGUAGGACUC